Messenger RNA from Ruditapes philippinarum (Manila clam), 3113 nucleotides. RefSeq names its product tRNA (cytosine(72)-C(5))-methyltransferase NSUN6-like. Gene Ontology annotation, molecular function: RNA binding; methyltransferase activity. The transcript is spliced from 11 exons. Gene Ontology annotation, biological process: RNA methylation. The coding region runs from base 90 to 1481 and encodes 463 amino acids. The record is from RefSeq and is a predicted model, not a curated record. NCBI's taxonomy places the organism in Eukaryota, Metazoa, Mollusca, Bivalvia, Venerida, Veneridae.
CAAAAUACUCUCUCAAAAGGAGAAUCAAUCUAAGUCACAACAAAAAUAUUUUUUAUGUCUCUAAGAUAGGAAAUCAAUUGAAUUUAUCGAUGUCGGGAGAUAAUGACGGUGAAUUACCGGCUCUGUUGCUUGAAAAAGAAGUUUCUGAUCAUCUGAAAGAAACGUGGAAGGGCGAACUGGAGAUUGAAGAUGAAGAUGAUGAGAAUGGUGAAAGAUUUUACAAACUUUUAAAACAGCUUGGUACCCCACCUACUGUUACCACAUUACGGGUAAACACACUGAACUGUGAUAAACAUGUCAUAGCCAAAGAACUGAAGUCAGAGUUGGAAAAGCAAUAUGUUGAAAGGGGAAGUAACCCACCACCAAUAGUUCUACAUCCUGCACUAAAAGAUGUUCUGGUCAUACCAAGCAGGGGACCUAAUGCCAAACCAGCGGAGGUGAAGAAAGAGGUGAUCGUUGAUCUUGCAUGUGGUAUGGCUGUGUUACGAGGAGCUGAUGUCUUUGUGUUGGGGAUCAUGGCAGCACCUGCUUAUUUAUCUACUGGUGAUUUAGUAGCUGUAUAUGCAGAUCUCGACGGUCAAUGUCGUAAAGGUCUGAAGGAGGAGUACAAGGAACGUAAACUGUACGUAGGGUGUGGUGUCAUGCAGUUAAGCAGGGAUCAAAUAUUUUGUUCUGCUCAAGUUAAACUCAGGGGUGUUGGUGUUAAAAUGACCCAUCCGUUGUAUGAAGCACCCUGUAUAGAUGAUGUCUUGCCAGAUCUAGUGUUUGCCCAGAACCUUCCGUCCAUAGUGUGUAGUCUAGUGUUAGAUCCCCAACCAGGAGAAACUGUGAUAGACAUGUGCUCUUCCCCUGGUGGGAAGACAAACCAUAUUGCAACCCUCAUGAAAGAUGAGGGCAGGGUUGUAGCUUUAGACAAGAGUGCCAUAAAAGUUGAGAAAGUGAUAAAAAACCUUGAAAGAUGGAAUAUAUCAUGUGUUGACACCUACGCACAAGAUUCAACUAAAUGUUUAGACGUAAAUUCAGAAAUCAAAGGACCACCACCAUUUCCCCCUGGGUCAUUUGAUAGAGUGCUAUUAGAUGUUCCAUGCAGUGCACUCGGUCAGAGACCGUCAUCACGGAACAGAAUGACGUUAAAAUCUUUACAAUCCUACCCAGUCUACCAAAGAAGAUUUAUUGAAACCGGUGUUGAGUUGUUAAAGAAUGGAGGAACUCUAGUAUACAGUACAUGUACUAUUACCAUGGAAGAAAAUGAAAAACAAGUAGCCUGGAUGCUGCAGAAAUAUCCUUAUUUAAAACUUGCAGAACAGACUCCACAUCUAGGUGAUGUGGGCCGUCCAUGCAAGGGUCUCACCAAAUCUCAGUGUGAGAUGUUACAGAGAUUUGACCCGACCAGUGUGACCAGCAAGUCUAAAUAUUUCACAGAUAAUGACACUAUAGGAUUCUUUAUUGCAAAAUUUAUCAAAGUUGACGACAAUACUUGAUAGUUUUGUUUAAGGAACUUUCAUGCAAAAAUUUCGCAAUUCAGUUGUGUUCUGUAAUGCUUCGAAAUUCACCCUGUGAUCAAGUUUUAAAAUGUGUAUAUGUGUAUUUAUUAUUGUCAUAAUCAGUAUAGUCAUGUUAAACACAAAAUUUGCUUACUUUAUUUAAUGGUUUUUUACUGCUUUGAAAUUUGAAUGAUUCAGUUGUUAAUAAGGUAUUUUGCGUUUACUUUGUUGAUUUUUCCACCUAAAUUUUGUGUAAUGCACUUAAACUGCUUUGAAAGUGGAACUGUCCAUUGUAAUCAGAAGGGAUUUCAAUAAUACGGGGAAGUCAAAGGCUAUAUGCAAAUUGAGUUGGGACUUUGGCUUGCCUGGCUAUAGACUACAUGUGUAUAUUUAAAAGGAAAUCAAAUAAACAAUUAAAAAAUAUAUAGAUUUCUGUAUCUAUCAGUCAAAUUUUCAGUGUCAUUUUGGUGCUCAGCUGCCAUUUUCAAUGUAACUUUGAUAACAAAACAAUCACAACUUUUUGGCUUAAGAAUAAGUGUUGAGGUGUUCCGAUUGAAAACUAAAGUGGUGCAUUAAAUACCAAAUGGCACAUUUAAAAAGAAAAAUGAAGAGUCUAUGUUGUGUCAUGUUCAGAUGAUUUUUCAUGUACAUUAUCUAUAUGUUCAGAUGUCUGUGCAGUAUAUAACUACAAUGUACAUGUACUGUAUAAUACAGUGUAUGAAAAUGUUUAUGAAAUUUUUUAUCUUACACUGUGUGCUAAGAUAUCUAAAAAUUGUUCACUAUGUUUGUGCAAAAUGAUUACUACAUGGACACUAUGUUCAGAUGUUUUUGUUAUAUGAGAACUAUAAUUAUGUGCAUAAUUUUAGAUGUAAGUGCAAAUUUAUAUUUGUACACCUUUUUCUGAUCAUUGCAUCUUUUCACAGGUUUAUACAAAUCUAUUGACUGCACCCUUUUUAGAUGUCUAUAAAAAUCAAUGUGAGAGCUUCAUUUUUAGGUUCAAUAAAAUUCUGUUUCCUGUUGUCUGUUAAAAAUCUAUGUGAGUGCAUCUUUAUCAGAUGUCUAUAAAAAUAUUUUUGAGUGCACCUUUUUCAGAUGUCUCUACAAACCUUUGCAAAAGCACCUUUUUCUGAUGUUUAAGCAAAUUUAUGUGAGUGCACCUUUGUCAGAACUCAGAUGUUUGUAAAAGUCUAUGUGAGUGCACAGUUUUAUGUAUAUGUGCAAAUCUAUGUGGUGAACCUUUUUCAGACCAUUGCAAAUCUAUGCAAGUGCAUUGCAAAUCUAUGUGAUUACAUCUUUUACAGAUGUCUUUGUUAAAUGUUACUACACAAUACAUAUCAAAGCUUUCACAUUUCCUCUAUGUUGACAUACAUAUAUAUAACAUAAUUAACAUACAUAUGUAAAAAAUCAUUGUCUUGCAGAACAAAUGUUAACCUGAACUAAUAAAACUUUUUCCCAGUUUUAGGAGUAGUAGCGAAAAAUACAUUAAAUGAAAUUGAAUUAUUUUGCUUGAAAUAUUAUGUGAUACUUGAAAACAAUACUGAUUACAAAAUUCUCUCUUCUGGAUAAUUAAAGUUUAUUUAUGAAUGAUAAAAUUGUAAAAUGUAAUGAUUGUUCAUUUUAAUGUAAUAU